Messenger RNA from Syngnathoides biaculeatus (alligator pipefish), 3867 nucleotides. RefSeq names its product eph receptor A4b (gene epha4b). Lineage: Eukaryota; Metazoa; Chordata; Actinopteri; Syngnathiformes; Syngnathidae. The record is from RefSeq and is a predicted model, not a curated record. Gene Ontology annotation, molecular function: ATP binding; transmembrane-ephrin receptor activity; protein binding. Gene Ontology annotation, cellular component: neuron projection; plasma membrane. Gene Ontology annotation, biological process: cell surface receptor protein tyrosine kinase signaling pathway; axon guidance; protein phosphorylation. The transcript is spliced from 19 exons. Bases 30 to 2984 code for a protein of 984 amino acids.
UGCAUCGAGGGCGAAGCGCAGCCUGAAAAAUGGCCCCGACUCCGCGCGUCCUGUGGAUCUAUCCUUCCCUUUUCCUGCUCACCUCCACGGUGGUUUUUCACGUGUUUUCGCCGUGUGGAGCCUUAAGGAAUUACCCGGACAAUGAAGUUACAUUGCUGGACUCCAUGUCAGCCUUGGCCGACCUGGGCUGGGAGGCUUAUCCUAAUGAAGGGUGGGAGGAGAUCAGCGUGAUGGAUGAGCGGAACACGCCGAUGAGGACGUACCAGGUGUGCAAUGUCAUGCAGGCCAACCAGAACAACUGGCUGCGGACGCGCCACAUCAGCCGGGAAGGAGCCCAGCGCGUUUACAUCGAGAUCAAAUUCACCCUGCGCGACUGCAACAGCCUGCCUGGCGUCCCCGGUACCUGCAAAGAGACAUUCAACAUGUACUACUAUGAGUCGAACAACGCCAACUUGUGGUUCAUCAAAGAGAGCCAGUAUGUCAAGAUUGAUACGAUUGCUGCAGAUGAAAGCUUCACGCAGGUGGAUGUUGGCGACCGCGUGAUGAAGCUAAACACAGAAGUGCGCGACAUCAGCAACCUAAGUAAAAAAGGCUUCUACCUGGCCUUCCAGGACCUGGGCGCUUGCAUCGCUCUGGUUUCGGUCAGGGUCUUCUACAAGAAGUGUCCACUGACUGUGCUUAAUCUGGCCCAGUUCCCCGACACGAUAACAGGGGGAGACACAGCCCUGGUCGAGGUACACGGAGCUUGCGUGAAUGCCUCAGAGGAAUUUGAGGCUCCAAAAAUGUACUGCAGCGCAGACGGAGGCUGGCUGGUUCCUAUCGGGAGGUGUGUGUGUAAACCGGGCUUCGAGGAGAACAAGGACAUCUGCCAAUCAUGCCGACCUGGAACCUACAAGGCCUCGGCCACGGACGCCUACUGCAACAAGUGUCCUCCCCACAGCUCGUCUCCUCACGAGCAAGCCACGGAGUGCAUUUGCGAGAAAGGCUUUUACCGGGCCGACAGCGAUCCGCGCUCGAUGGCGUGCACACGUCCUCCAUCUGGUCCAGAAAACCCAAUCUCCACAGUGAACGAGACCUGCGUCACACUGGAAUGGUCUUCCCCUCGAGACACGGGAGGACGCGGAGAUAUCUCUUACAGCCUUCACUGCAGGAAGUGCUCCGGCGAGGGCAAACAGUGUGUACCCUGUGGAAGCAGCGUCCACUUUGUGCCCAGACAAUUUGGCCUCUCAUCGGCCACUGUCACCGUCACCGACCUGCAGCCAGACUCCAACUACAGUUUCAUCAUCGAGAGCCAGAACGGCGUGUCAGAUUUGAGUCCAACGCCAAAAGGAAGAGCAACGAUUAAUAUUACCACGUCACAGACAGUGAGUGUCGUGUUAAAGGAGAGGCGCAGCAAGGACAGUGUGACCUUGGCCUGGCAAGGCCCAGAGAGACCCAAAGGUGCCAUAGUGGAGUAUGAAGUCAUCUACUAUGAGAAGAACCAGCGGGAGCAGAACUACACCGUUUUGAAAACUCGUUCCAACAUGAUGACAGUGGACGGGCUUAAACCAGGCACCACCUACGUGUUCAGGGUCAGGGCUCGAACCGAUGGUGGAUACGGCAGCUAUGGGGGAGAAAUUGAACUGGAAACUAGCCAUGAAGACGUCUUUGCUAUUGGAGACCCGAACCAGACCACCAUCCUGGCCAUAUCCAUCGCCGGCGGCGUCGUUCUCCUCAUCUUCCUGGUGACGUGCUUCGUCGUUAGCGGAAGGCACUGUGGAUAUAUCAAAGCCAAGCAGGACCCUGACGAAGAGAAGAUGCAGUUCCAGCACGGUCGAGUCAAGCUUCCUGGCAGUAGAACUUACAUCCAUCCCCACACCUAUGAAGACCCCAACCAGGCUGUCAGAGACUUCGCCAAAGAGAUCGAUGCUACCAAUAUUCGCAUCGAGAGAGUUAUUGGAGCUGGCGAGUUUGGAGAGGUGUGCAGCGGGCGGCUACGAGUGCAAGGAAAGCGAGAGAUCUACGUGGCCAUCAAGAGUCUGAAGGCAGGCUACUCUGACAAGCAGAGGCGGGACUUCCUGUCAGAGGCCUCCAUCAUGGGACAGUUUGACCACCCGAACAUCAUCAGGCUGGAGGGAGUCGUCACGAAAUGUAAGCCGGUGAUGAUCAUAACAGAGUUCAUGGAAAAUGGAUCACUGGACACCUUUCUCAAGAAACACGACGGCCAGUUCACAGUAAUCCAGCUGGUUGGCAUGCUGCGUGGCAUUGCCUCAGGCAUGAAGUACCUGUCAGACAUGAGCUACGUUCAUCGGGAUCUCGCGGCACGAAACAUUCUGGUCAAUAGCAACCUUGUGUGCAAGGUGUCUGACUUUGGCCUGAGUCGGGUUCUGGAGGAUGACCCGGAAGCUGCAUACACCACUAGGGGAGGGAAGAUCCCCAUCAGGUGGACCGCUCCCGAGGCCAUUGCCUACAGGAAGUUCACCUCAGCCAGCGAUGUGUGGAGUUAUGGUAUCGUCAUGUGGGAGGUGAUUUCAUAUGGCGAAAGACCCUACUGGGAGAUGUCCAACCAGGAUGUAAUAAAGGCAAUAGAUGAAGGCUACCGCCUUCCUGCACCAAUGGACUGUCCAGUGGUGCUGCACCAGCUCAUGUUGGACUGCUGGGAGAAGGGACGCAGUGAGCGACCCAAAUUUGGGCAGAUCGUCACAAUCCUGGACAAGCUCAUCAGAAACCCUGCCAGCCUGAGAGAGCUGGCUAACAGCCCAGCAGGUGAGGAGCCGACGACUCCAGAAUUCAGUGUGAGCACUGUGGAUGAGUGGUUGGAGGCCAUCAAGAUGGGCCAGUAUAAAGAUAGCUUUUCCAGCGCUGGAUACAUCAGCUUGGACUCAAUACUCUACAUCAGUGUCAGUGAAUUGGCUAAAAUGGGUGUGACUCUAUCCGGCCACCAGAAGAAGAUUUUAUCCAGUGUGCAGAGCCUGCAGAGCCAGGGGACACAUGUUCAAGUAUAACACUCCUCACAUUAACACACGUUGAGCAAGCGCCAAGCUUUUGGAUGAUCAUGUUGAGAUUUUCCCUACUAAAAUGGAGACUGGAUACGCCGUUGUUUUAACAGUCACCGAGUUGGAGGACAACAUGGACGAUUGCCUCCUUUACAUUCUUACACUAUUCUUCCACUCCUCGUUGGACACUGCCAGCUUUGGAGUCCCCAGCAGCAACACAACCACCAAUACAGACCAACGUCUACUGCAUCAUUCACAUUGCAACAGCUAAAAAAAUAUUAUAUAUAAUCAAAAGACACAGAAAGAAAAGACAAGAAAAUAGAAUCUAAUUAUCAUGUGAGGUUUACAGUUGGUUUUGUUGUCUUCUUGUUUCUGCUUUCACCUUGAAGAGUUAAAGAGAUGCCACAAGUACAUGUAAUUUACAGUAUAUGUGACGAUAUAUGUUUAUAGUUGGAAGCUAAUCCCACACCCGUCUAGAUGGACCUAGUGUUUGUAUUGGUUUUGAGGUUUCUGUGCUAGUUUCUACCUAGUACAUAUGCAGUCUCCUCACAGCAAAUGAGGACUGACCGAAAUGUUUGGGUGUGAGGGGAACUGGACCUAAAGAGUAAGUUGGUGUCCAAGAAUGAGUGCUUCCCUCGACACAGAUUUGACAUUGGGCAUUGAUGAUGUGCAAAGAAUCUCCUGAAUGUUUAUUUGGUGGCAUUUUUCUUCCGUUACAUUGUUCCCGGCAAUAUUCAGAACAGUGCCGGCCUGCUGAGGCAUUUUAUUCUCACCAUUAAAGGUGAAGUUUGCAAUUUUAAAACUCUCAGCAAGAUUUGAAUGUAGCUUCACUUCACUAAAAACCAAAAGAGAGGUAAUAACCUUACCUGUUGAGCCGAAAUGUUGCUAAUCC